UCUACAGGAUGGAUCAUAAAGACCGGACCUGACUAGAGUGCCCUCGAGAGACGAUGCUAUCAUUGUCUUCUAGGACAGCUUCUCUAUGGUUCAGACCCACCCAGAAACACAGCCAAGCUAUUGUGUUUGGUCGCCGUGUUUCUUUCCUUCGACACUGAAGGUUCUGAGUUCUGAAGAGAGGUUCCGUGAAAAAGCGACGAUGCCGAAUUGCUGUUGCAAAUGCCUCAAGGGCUUGUUCUGCUUCUUCAAUGGCCUUUUGUUUGUCGUGGGAGCGACCAUGUUCAGUUUAGGCCUCUGGGUUUUGAUCACCAAGAGCGUCUACGUCUCCGCCAUGCAGUCCGUUUUCGACAAAUUCCAAAUCAUGCUGUACAUUUUCAUUGUGGUUGGCGCUCUUGCCAUGUUUCUUGGCUUAUGGGGCAGCCUUGGACUCUUCUUUGGAGUAAGAUUCGUUUUGAUCGCCUACAUCCCGCUCCUGAUCGUCGUUGUCAUCUUCCACUUUUUCCCUGGCUUGUUUUUUUACUUCGAAAACCAGAAGACGGAAGACAACCUCGCCAAGAACGUCCUCAGCCUCAUCCAGAGCUAUAACCCAAUGGACCAGGCCAACCAGCACAAAGAGAUAACUUGGGAUUACGUCCAGGUCCAACUGUCUUGUUGUGGCUGGAGCGGGCCGGAAAAUUGGAAAAACAACAGUUUUUUCCAGGAGAAGGUGGGAACCUACCCAUGUUCAUGCAGCAACCACCCAGCCAGCUUCCAACCAGCACUGGGCGUCUGCAGGUUAAACACCGUUUCCCAUAAAUCUGUGGUGAAUGACUGGCCCGUGCAAAAACAGGGAUGCAGUACGCCUGUGCGAAAGUGGUUCAAAGCGGUAGCGGACAUCAUGUUCCUCGUGUCCUUCAUCGUGAUCGCCUUCGAGAUUCUGGGGAUCAGCCUUUCGUUUUACAUUUGCGCAGGCCGAAACGUGUACGCCGUAGGUCACCGCUGAGUCUCCCAAGUGGAAGACCGCCAUGAUUUAAGGGGAGCGUUGCCCAGAGGGGGGGAAAAAAAACAAAAACAAAAUUCCUUGUUUCCAGGUUUUCUUCAGGUUGUUAAGAGACAUCUUGGCCUGGCUGGUAGCUGAUUCGUUCAACUCAAGCCACACGUUCUGAGCCUCCAGAGGUUGAAAUGAAAUUUCCAGUAUCUCUCACCCUUGAGUGUACUGGUUUGGACUUCUGAGGGUCGAGGUCCCCUCAGAAAAGGAGAGUUCCAGGAUCCCUAUAGUGUAUCUUAAAAGAUUUCAAAACCUGGCCAACCUCUGCGACGUUUGCCCAGUCAGCUAUAUCCACCAUUAGAUAUAUGAGAACUUGAAACAUUAACAUCAGCUCUCAGCUACAUAAUCUAAUCCACCGUUUCUCAACUUCAAAAUUCUGGGAGUUGAACUCCACACAUCUUGAAAGUGCAGGAGGUGGAGAAACACUGGUUAAUUUUUAAGCUUUAAUCCACGGUCACGGUUUAGGAUGAUCCUCCUUUGCAUGUCUGUAGCUUUCCUCCAUUAUCCAAGAAUUGGAUAUCCAAGAAUUGGAUAAUGUGUUUAAUUGAUCCAGAAGAUCAAUCCUGCAUUCAAUUCUAUCCACAAGAAACUUGCUGCCUGUUGGACUGUCUCCUUCCAAACGUGCUACAAAAUUCCCGAGAAUUAAAGGAGACUUUUUUUCUCAACGAUGCGCGUGAUGCAUCCGGUUGCUUUGCUCUUUGGAGAAAGACACGUUCUCCAUAAACUUCUUUCAAGCUCUUGAACCUGCUGCUGCAGGAUUCCUCCACGUUGCUAAAAUAAAACCUCUACACGAAAAGAUGAUUCCCGAGUCCUUCCCAUCACUGUUCGUUUGUUGGUGACACCGAGCAGAUCGAAGACAGCCCCAGCCUUGCAAGUGUGAUUUUGCAGAUUUAUCCAAUGCCUUCUGGUGUGUGGGUGGGUGUGGGUGGGUUUGUGGGUGUGGGAGAGAGAGAGAGAGACAGAGAGAGAGACAGAGACAGACAGACAGAUAGACAGACACACACACAAACACAGAGAGAGAGAGAGAGAGCGACAGAGAACCAGACAGAGACACAAAGAGACACAGAGAGAGAGACACAGAGACAGACACACUCACACACAAACACAGAGAGAGAGAGAGAGACAGAGACAGAGAGAGACAGAGAGAGAGAGACACACGCACAGACAGAGAGACAGAGAGAGAGAGAGAUACAAGAGCGAGAGAGAGAUUUAACAAGGAUGUCAUCCAGAUCACAAAAAAGUUAUAACUCUAUACCAGUUUUGGCGAACCUUUUCGGCACAAAAUGCUGAAACGGGAGCGUGUGCGCAUGCCGGAGACCAGAAGAGCAACCGCUCAGUGUGCAUGUGUGUGCCGGACAGAUGAUCUUCUGGUUUCUAGCGCACACAUGCGCACUGGGCGGCUGCUCUUCUGGUUUCCAGCGCUCCCGGGUGCAUGAA
Messenger RNA from Ahaetulla prasina, 2464 nucleotides. Its product is annotated as CD82 antigen-like. Gene Ontology annotation, cellular component: membrane. The transcript has a single exon. The record is from RefSeq and is a predicted model, not a curated record. Lineage: Eukaryota; Metazoa; Chordata; Lepidosauria; Squamata; Colubridae. The coding region runs from base 86 to 982 and encodes 298 amino acids.